Messenger RNA from Melanaphis sacchari, 1497 nucleotides. RefSeq names its product lysosomal aspartic protease. Bases 237 to 1415 code for a protein of 392 amino acids. Gene Ontology annotation, biological process: cell death; proteolysis. Gene Ontology annotation, cellular component: lysosome. The transcript is spliced from 10 exons. The record is from RefSeq and is a predicted model, not a curated record. Lineage: Eukaryota; Metazoa; Arthropoda; Insecta; Hemiptera; Aphididae. Gene Ontology annotation, molecular function: aspartic-type endopeptidase activity.
AAGUUCACUCCCGUUUUAUAUUAUAAAAAGAAGAAGAUAAGAAGAAGCAAAUAUUAUUGUCAUUUGUCAUUAAUCAAUAUCAGUGUUGAUAAUAACACAUUUUUUUCUUUUGUUGAUAAAACAAGUGACUUGCAUUAUUUUUGAUUUCGACACACUUUAUUACGGUUAUCCGUCUUCGUACAAAUUUAUUAACAUUAAUUUGUUGCUACUAUCGUUGUAUACUUGUGUGGUGCACAAUGAGUGCAUUCAAACGUUUAUGUCUGCUGUUACUGACUGUAUUUGCGAUUACAGUUACAUUAGUCCAAUGCGAUGGCGAUUUGCUUAGGGUAAAACUCUACAAAAUUGAUAGUGUACGUAAGCAGCUCAGAAAUAUUACCAAUUCUUUUGAUCAUAUUAAAAGUCGCUAUAAUCCACUCAAUGCCGAACCUUUGUCCAACUAUUUAGAUGCUCAAUACUAUGGACCGAUUACUAUCGGAACUCCUCCUCAACCCUUCAAUGUAGUAUUUGAUACAGGUUCAUCAAAUCUGUGGGUUCCAUCAAAACAAUGUAGUGUUUUGAACAUAGCAUGCAUAUUACAUAACAAAUAUGAUAUGUCCAAGUCAACUACAUAUCAAAAAAAUGGAACUUCAUUUUCAAUUCAUUACGGUUCAGGAAGUUUAUCGGGCUACUUAUCUACUGAUGUCAUUUCUAUAGAUGGAAAUUCAAUUAUUAAUCAAACUUUUGCUGAAGCAAUCCAAGAACCAGGAUUAGCUUUUGUUGCCGCCAAAUUUGAUGGAAUACUUGGUUUAGGAUACAACACAAUUUCAGUUGAUGGAGCUAUACCUCCAUUCUACAAUAUGGUUAGUCAGGGAAUUAUUAAAAAUGCCAUAUUUUCAUUUUAUUUGUCCAGAGAUCCAUCCAGCACUCCGGGAGGUGAAAUAAUAUUUGGUGGAUCUGACCCUGAAAAAUAUACAGGACCCUUUACAUAUGUUCCUGUUACCAGGCAUGGUUAUUGGCAGUUUGGUCUUGAUGGAGUACUUGUUGGAAAUACAUCAAUUGUGAAUGGUGCCCUUCAAGCUAUUGCUGAUACUGGUACCAGCUUAAUUGCUGGGCCCGUUGAUAAUAUAAAACAAAUCAAUGAGCUUCUUGGUGGUACUGCCAUACCAGGAGGAGAAUACAUUAUUGCAUGCGAUCAAAUUGAUAAUUUACCUGUGAUAUCGUUUGUAAUUAAUAACACAACAUUUAAACUUGAAGGAAAAGAUUAUAUAUUGAAGGUGUCCCAGUUUGGAAAAACCUUGUGUAUAUCUGGUUUUAUGGGUAUCGACAUUCCUCCUCCAAAUGGUCCAUUGUGGAUAUUGGGAGAUGUCUUCAUCGGUCGUUAUUAUACAGAAUUUGAUCUAGAAAACAACAGAGUUGGUUUUGCCAGUUGUAAAUAAGAGGCUUGUGAUAAAUAUAUACUAUAACCAAUCUUGGUUUUGUAUUAUGCAAAAAUUAAUGAACUGAAGAAGUUAUAUUUUA